Molecule: messenger RNA, 699 nt
Organism: Fibroporia radiculosa
Lineage: Eukaryota; Fungi; Basidiomycota; Agaricomycetes; Polyporales; Fibroporiaceae
Exons: 1
Coding region: 1-699 (232 amino acids)
Source: RefSeq, a predicted model, not a curated record
AUGCCAGUCCUCAACGUUCCUCGACACCUCCGGCGUCCGCCUCUACUCAGAGCACCCAGGGCGACCCGUAUAAUGCCCAACGCUCCUCCGCAGCUCGUAUUCAGCAAUGACAUUGCCCAGAUGGACGAAUGGGCGCGGCGUACAGGAAUUCCUCUCACCACUGCUGAGGCACUCGGCACCAACUAUGCGCGGGCGCGUCGUUGGAUGCUAUCUAUCCGGACGCAGUUGGUCCAGAAUCUAGGAUGGCGAGAUGUAACACCCUUGGAUCCUCGCCUCCUGCUCGAUAUCGAAUGCCCGUCGCCAUAUCGUUCAGCGAAUGGCCUUCCCCGCAGUCCCAAUUUGCGCUUGCAGAUUCCCGCAAAUGCCUCUUCCUUCUUUUCGCGAGAGAGACGCGUGCAAUGGGAAAUGGUCUUCCACAGUGCACUUUUCCCCGGCAUGCGUCAUACGGUCCCUGCUAUUGGAGAUCUCUUGCAUCUCCUCCAGUGCCUUCUGACUGGCAUGAUCGUUCUUGUCAAGGAGGAGCAGGUACCAGGAGUAGGUUUGGAGAGGACGAUACGGGCGUUGCCCCCUGUCGAAUGGGUACACUCUCAUGAAGCAACACUUACAGAAAUCCUCGGACCCACGCACUUCCGUCAGCUUUUUAAGGCUGCUGGUGAUAAUCGCAUUGCCUUCAAGCUCGAGCGCGACCCACGACGAUAA